CUAUCACUAAUCAGUAUUUACCUAACAUGAAAUGUCCAGCUAUCUGAUAACCUCAAAAGAUUUUUUUUAAACAAUAAAAAGGAAAAGCCUAUGAUUUGUGUGCAAGGAAGCAACGAUGAAUUCACAAUAAACCAAAUUAUAUGGAACAACUUUAUUAACGAUUUAAAAAUAUUGGUUUGAACAUGAAAAUUAACUAAAGUCUUGUAUUGAAUAUUUACAAACAAUGGCUGGUUCAGUGAUUUUAGCAGGACUUGGAAUGGCUGCAGUAGGUUUUGCUGGGCGAUAUCUACUUAAGCAAAUGCCAAAUGCUUCAAUGAAAUUUGCUGAAGCUGUAAAGAAUCUACCUAAAUUUGAUGCUGAAAGCUUAGCAAAUUCGAAAUACUACAAAGGAGGUUUUGAUCCCAAGAUGACAAAAAGAGAAGCUGCACUUAUCUUAGGUGUUAGUCCAACAGCAAGCAAAUCUAAGAUACGAGAAGCUCAUAGACGUAUCAUGUUACUAAAUCACCCAGAUAAAGGAGGGUCACCAUUAAUAGCGGCUAAAAUAAAUGAAGCUAAAGACCUCUUAGAAAGUGGAAAAUCAUGAGUCCCAUGUGUAAUGUUUCAAUGUAUAAUAGUAGUUUAAAUUAUAUCUGUUUGUUUUAAUAAAAGAUUAAUUAAUUAA
This is a messenger RNA of Pieris napi, 661 nucleotides long. Its product is annotated as mitochondrial import inner membrane translocase subunit TIM14. The coding region runs from base 224 to 583 and encodes 119 amino acids. Gene Ontology annotation, cellular component: PAM complex, Tim23 associated import motor. The record is from RefSeq and is a predicted model, not a curated record. Gene Ontology annotation, biological process: protein import into mitochondrial matrix. The transcript is spliced from 3 exons. NCBI's taxonomy places the organism in Eukaryota, Metazoa, Arthropoda, Insecta, Lepidoptera, Pieridae. Gene Ontology annotation, molecular function: ATPase activator activity.